UGUAGUCAAGUUAAAAGUAGGCCUACAAUUUCCCCUCUGAAAUACAAGUUAGUUGAUAUACAAGUGAAAGUGACAUGUAAAAAGGACUCGAGUAAAGUAAAAGAAGCUCAAUUCUGUACUGACGUACCUCUGUAAAUGUACUGAACACAGAUCAUGAACCUGUCCCAGGCAGCAGGUCUCAGCAGUCUCGUCCUCCGUGACUACAGGUGGCAGCAGUGCUAACUAGCUUUAGCCACAUUGCAUGCUGGGAGUUGUGUCGCCGCCCUAGCAACAGGCUGCAGAGAGAAAUAACAUCCGUCCUGUCUUUAUCAGCAUCAGCUGGUCCUGUUCUGGAAGAAGGACAGUUUUGAAGUGGGCUUUCUUUCUUAUCCAAAAUGGACAAUUUGCAAACAGGAGAUGCGCGGUAUCUGAAAAGGAGGGUAAAGGGCUGCACACUUGAUGUCCACCCCACUGAGAGAGCCCUUGUAGUUCAGUAUGAGGUGGAGGCAACUGUCCUGGGAGAGCAGGGGAACCCAAUGGUUGGGGAACGCAAAGAGUGUCAAAAAAUUAUUCGCCUGAAAAGCCUGAACGCCCACACAGAUACGUCCUCUUUGGCCCGGAAAGUCGUGGAGGAAUGUCGGCUGAUUCACCCAUCCAAACUCAGCAAGGUGGAGCAGCUGCUCUUCUAUUUGCAAAAUCGCAAACAGUCAAAUGACAACCAAGAGAAGAAACGCAUCUCACCUCGAGACUUCACACCCUAUGCAGGAGUGGAGCUGGACGAGGAGGCGAGCAUCAGCAGCAUCGAUGAGUAUGUGGAGCUGCUGUAUGAGGACAUUCAGGAGAAGAUCAGAGGAGCCACACUCAUCUUCCAACUGGCUCGUAACCCGGACAACCUGGAGGAGCUCGUACAGAACGAGACGGCCCUUGGAGCCCUGGCCAGAGUUUUGAGGGAGGACUGGAAGCAGAGUGUGGACCUGGCAACUACCAUCGUCUAUAUCUUCUUCUGCUUCUCCAGUUUCUCCCAGUUCCAUGGCCUGGUCACACAUUUCAAAAUUGGGGCCCUGUGUAUGAAUAUCAUUGAACAUGAGCUGAAGAGGUAUGACCUCUGGCAAGACGAACUACAGAAGAAGAAGAAGGCCUAUGAAGAAUUCCCUGAGAAUCAAAAUUUGAAGAAAGAACACGAGAAGUCUUUCAGAAAGUACCAGAGCCUUCUGACCAAACAGGAGCAGCUUCUGAGAGUUGCUCUGUGUCUGCUGCUGAACCUGGCUGAAGACACGCGCACAGAGCUGAAGAUGAGGAACAAAAACAUCGUCCACAUGCUGGUAAAGAUCCUGGACAGGGAGGACGAGGAGCUGCUGCUGGUGGUUGUCUCCUUCCUCAAGAAGCUGUCAAUCUUCUUGGAGAACAAGAAUGACAUGGCUGAAACAUUUGCUGUGGAGAAGCUGGCUCGGCUGGUUCCCUGCGAGCACGAGGAGCUCCUGAGCACCAACUUGCGCCUCCUGCUCAACCUCUCCUUUGACACAAUGCUGCGCAGCCAGAUGGUCCAGGCAGGACUCAUUCCUAAAGUCUCCUCAUUGCUUGCUGACGAGGGCCAGAGACAGCUCAGCAUGUGCAUUCUGUACCACAUCAGCAUGGACGACAGAUUCAAGUCCAUGUUUGCCGACACAGACUGCAUACCGCAGCUGAUGAAGAUGGUGUUUGAGUGCAGGGAGGAGAAGAUGGACGUUGAGCUCAUCUCACUCUGCAUCAACCUGGCUGCUAACAAGAGUAAUGCAAAGGUCAUCUGUGAAGGUAACGGACUGAAGAUACUAAUGAAGCGUGCUUUGAAGUUGAAGGAUGUUCUGGUGAUGAAGAUGAUCAGAAAUCUUUCUCAGCACAGUGGACCCACUAAGGGCCUCUUUCUGGACCACGUCGGCGACCUGGCAGCUCAGAUCAACGAGGAGGAGGCUGAAGAGUUUGUGAUCGAAUGUCUUGGCACGCUGGCCAAUCUCACCAUCCCUGACCUGGACUGGGCGCUGGUGCUUAAGGAGUACAACCUGGUGCCCUACCUGAAAAACCGACUCAAACCAGGUUCUGCUGAGGAUGACCUCAUUCUGGAAGUGGUGAUCGUGAUCGGCACCGUGUCUAUGGAUGACUCUUGUGCAGCCAUGUUGGCCAAGUCUGGUAUCAUUCCUGCUCUUAUUGAGCUGCUCAAUGCCCAACAAGAGGAUGAUGAGUUUGUGUGUCAGAUUGUCUACGUCUUCUACCAGAUGGUCUUUCACAAAGCUACCAGGGACGUCAUCGUCAAAGACACACAAGCCCCUGUGUACCUCAUCGACCUGAUGCAUGAUAACAACGCAGAGAUUCGCAAAGUCUGUGACAACACACUGGAUAUCAUCGCUGAAUAUGACGAGGAGUGGGGAAAAAAGAUCCAGAAUGAGAAGUUCCGCUGGUACAAUGGUCAGUGGCUGGAGAUGGUGGAGAACCGUCUGAUGGAUGAAGCAGAAGAGCCUUUCCUGUAUGGGGAGGAUGGGGAAUCCUUCAUCGGGGACGGAGACAUCCUGGAGAGACCCGACCUGUUCUACAGCGCUGAUGGGAUCAUGUCAGCAGACGGUGCCAUCAGUCCUGAUUUCUUCACUGACUUCCAGAAUGGGGAGCUGGGACAAACUGGAUACAUGAGCAGUUUCAACCUGACAACCUCAAGAAAAAGUAUAUGGCCAGUGGUGUCCACACUAUUUUCUCAGGCCCAGUCCACAUGUACGCAGUGUGUCAGAGCAGUUUGUCCCAGCAGAGCGACCCGUCAGCGCCUACGGCUUCCGCCCGGAUGAACCAUAUUUCUACAACUACAACAAUGCCUCCCGGUAAACUUGGAACCUCUCACACAUUGAUACUGUACAAGCAUUGUGUUGUUGCUGAUGUCCACUCUGUACUACUGAAGCUGACUUUAGAUUGUGGAGGAACACUGUCUUUUCUUUAUGCAUCUCCCAGCACUCUACAAAUUGUCUAAUCAUCAUCUUAAUCAGGAAUUGCACAGGGACCAAGUGGAAACAUCUCACACAUAAAUUCCUUAAGACUCCAAGUGAAAGUAUGUGACUUAUUAAUACAGAAGUUUAUGUAGUUCUUCAAACUAAAAACCUUACAAAUCUAUAGAUAUUAGGGUCAGUCUCAGAUUUCAUUUUUUCAACUACAAAAUUGUAUAUAUCAUUUAAAAGUUCACUUUGCUGAAGUGAUUCAAGAACAUAUGCUGUAUAACGAAGCUUUGUAUUUUUCUGUUUUGUGAUAAACUAGGCAGCUGUAGAUUUAACACUGAAGUGCACUCAGAUUUUACUGUUUUUAAUUUCCAGUUUCACACUACAAAACGUUUAUUUUUUUUUUACCAGCCUACUUAAAGUGAUCAAUCAUAAAUACUAUUUCAGGCAAAAGAGCACAACAAAAUGGAUGAGUGUGUUUUGAAAGAUCAGUCUGAUGUUAUUCUGUAUUGGUUAUUGUCAACAAGUCUAAUGUUCAGACUGAGACCAACAACAUGUUAGUCUGUCUCUCUCAGUACUUAAUGACUUUCUGUCUGUGGCUCUCAGCUCCAAGCCCAUUGGUUCCUGCUGAAAAUGUAAAUCUUUAAAAACACAAGUAUAUAGUUUUAAUCUUUUAAUAGUUUCCAAACAACAGUGGAGCUCUAUGACACAGAGGAAGAAUGUCUAUCAGGCUGUGCUACACAACACUUGUUAAUAGAUGUGUUAACUGUUUGUUUGGCUCUGCACAUGGGACAACCUCUAUAAUAUCACCAGACUUAUCUUUUAACAAAGAUAAUAUUUUAAAGACUGUAAACCAGCCCAGGUCACUGGCUGAAGUAGUUGUCAGUGGUCCCAAUAUUUGUCACUUGUGACACCUCGUCACAGGUCAUUGUCUUCAACCAAAAGUCAGCUUUUUCUUUCUCAGAUUAUUUGAUUUGAAGGAUUUUUCAAGACAUAAAAGGUGGAAGUAUCAAGCAUUUAAAAAGAAAAAAUGAGAGAAAACACCUUUUAUCUUAUCCCUUUAAUUAUUAUGUGACCUCUCAGAUCAAUCUUGGGUCCCUGAGUGGGGCUCCCACCCACAGGUUGGGAAGCACUGAGUUAUGCAUUAAAUAUGCAGUUGGAUUAUAUAACUGCACAUUAGGAUAUUUUUGGUAACAGUUUGUGUUGCAGGUCUGUAUUUUCUUUAUUAUUUCCUAAAAUGUUUGUUGACAAUGACACGAUAAUUUGGUACAUGUUGUAGGGAAACUAUAGACACAGCGUCGAGUUGUCUUUCAUUUCAAUCACUGUCGAUUAAUGGGUAUAACAUGUAGAGUCAUUGUCGGUGCACAGCAGGUCAGCUGGAUUUGCAAAUUUGACAUUUGUCUACAGGAAAGCAUGCAAUUUAACAAGUGAAGAAUACAGUUUACAGUAAUAAAUAUUUAUUAAUAAAUAAUAACUUUAAGCUUUGCUUUCAAGGGAAUUAGCUAUAACCCAAGUGAGUAGGUUUCAUUUCAACAUUCGUAGGUAAACAUAUGAAGCGGAAGACUGAGGGUUCGCCCCGGGAAAUUUUAAACAUCAAACGCUUAAUAUUCUGCAUUCACGUAAAGUUUUAUGCACCAGUUUAUGGUGGCAUUGUUUUAAUUUAUGUAAAGAAAAACACAAAAUUCAGCCAAUACAUGAUGAUUCAAAAUAUAAAAUUGGCUAUCAUGGAAUAUAACCCAGUAAGGCUCUCAGACAUUCUGUAUUGCUUUCAAAUAGAUCAACUUUUCUCAUUUUAAUUAUCCCUGCUGAGUCAACAUGUGUAGGCAUAGUUUACUAUUCCAACCUUUUUUGUGUCCUUUGUUUGGGGAAGUAACCUCCAAAUGUGCAUGAGGCACCUGUUCACAUUAAAGAUAAAUUUAUUUUAAUUCAUUAUAAACCUUUGGACUUCAAUAACAUGUGUUUCAGCACAUUUAAAACAUCUCCCAGACUCUCACUUAUUUGUGUUCAAGAAUUAUGUUAUGAUACUUUUGCGAAAAAAGUUGUCAAUUACAUAAAUAUUAAUACAUGUAUAAUUUAAUGAGGAUAAAGUCAUAAUGUUUCAAGAAGAAAAACCGACUGACUCUUAGGUCCAAUGUGCAUCAGGUUAUUGCUCUGCUGAUAUUUGCAAGCGGCAGUGCACUGCUCUUCAUCAGAGCUGAAAUACCAAAACUAACUGAAAACACUUUUGAUCAGGAAUAAGAAAUGGUCAUCCCCUAUUAAAAAAUAAAAUUCACUGUCCCUUACUGAAUCAAUACGAGAUGCUGUAUGUCACAUAUUUCUGUGCACAGAGCUGUUAGAAUGAGGAUAAUGUGAACACAUCUGCUCAAACAUGUCCCUACUGUCCAUAUGCAACCCUUUGCCCUUGUUAUUGCCUUUUAAAAACUUCAUGCAACUAACUAAAAUAAGUCUCAGAGCAUUGUCUCUAUUUAUUCUAUAUUAAGUACCAAAUUAUAGUUCUUUCAAGGAAACUUCCUAGAAAAUGAUAAUAAAGAGGGACCAUUAUUUUGCCUUUGCACACAAACAGUCUCUCACUGGAAACUCUGCAGCAGACUGUGAAAAAAAACCUCGAGUCGCUGGAUUAAGAUGUCAUUUAUCUUUAUUUCUUUGAAUGUAAUUUAAGAAGAAAUGUUAACAGCCUUCAUUGUCUUAUCUUGAAAAAUGUGUCUUACAUAUGAACAAAUGUUAAAUAACUUAUUUGUAUUCUUUAUCUUGUUCUUGAUGUGCCUGGAGUUCUGCUGGUCUGCUGAAAUAUGAGAUACUUUUUUCCUGUGGUGCAAUAUAUCAAAUAAAUGGAAGGCACAUUGUUGUAGUCCAACUGUAUUUAGAAUUUAAUGUGUCACAGAUGUUGGAUUACUUGUAGGUCUUUAAUAUUUCUCAGCACAUUGUGUCUGUAAUUGGUUAAAAAAUAAAAGUUGUGGACCAUAAAUAAAUAAUCAAAGCCUCA
This is a messenger RNA of Epinephelus lanceolatus (giant grouper), 5910 nucleotides long. The record is from RefSeq and is a predicted model, not a curated record. Lineage: Eukaryota; Metazoa; Chordata; Actinopteri; Perciformes; Serranidae.